Messenger RNA from Orcinus orca (killer whale), 3438 nucleotides. RefSeq names its product glyoxylate and hydroxypyruvate reductase (gene GRHPR). Gene Ontology annotation, cellular component: cytosol. Gene Ontology annotation, molecular function: NAD binding; hydroxypyruvate reductase [NAD(P)H] activity; hydroxypyruvate reductase (NADH) activity. The record is from RefSeq and is a predicted model, not a curated record. The coding region runs from base 75 to 950 and encodes 291 amino acids. The transcript has 9 exons. NCBI's taxonomy places the organism in Eukaryota, Metazoa, Chordata, Mammalia, Artiodactyla, Delphinidae.
CCCGAGGACACGCCCCCUUCCCAGACUGCUUCCGCCCGCGGGGUCCGGCUCAGUAUCCGGCGUCUGGAAGGUGAAUGAGGCCUGUGCGACUUAUGAAGGUGUUUGUGACGCGCAGGAUCCCCACCGAGGGCAGCGCCGCGCUAGCCCGGGCCGCAGACUGUGAGGUGGAGCAGUGGGAUUCCGAUGAGCCCAUCCCCAGCAAGGACCUGGAACGGGGCGUGGCCGGGGCCCAUGGCCUGCUCUGCCUCCUCUCUGACCGCAUAGACAAGAAGCUCCUGGAUGCCGCAGGAGCCAAUCUCAAAGUCAUCAGCACAAUGUCCGUGGGUGUCGACCACUUGGCUUUGGAUGAAAUCAAGAAGCGUGGGAUCCGUGUGGGCUACACCCCAGAUGUCCUGACAGAUGCCACGGCCGAACUCGCCGUCUCCCUGCUGCUCACCACCUGUCGCCGGUUGCCUGAGGCCAUCGAGGAGGUGAAGAACGGCGGCUGGACCUCGUGGAAGCCCCUGUGGAUGUGUGGCUACGGCCUCACACAGAGCACCGUUGGCAUCAUCGGGCUGGGGCGCAUAGGCCAGGCCAUUGCUCGGUGUCUGAAACCAUUCGGUGUCCAGAGAUUGCUUUACACAGGGCGCCAGCCCAGGCCUCAGGAAGCAGAGGAAUUCCAGGCAGAGUUUGUGUCCACCCAGCAGCUGGCCGCUGAGUCUGAUUUCAUCGUCGUGGCCUGCUCCUUAACACCUGCAACCAGGGGGCUCUGCAACAAGGACUUCUUCCAGCAGAUGAAGAAAACGGCCGUGUUUGUCAACAUCAGCAGGGGAGAAGUGGUGGACCAGGACGACCUGUACCAGGCCCUGGCCAGUGGUCAGAUUGCAGCUGCUGGACUGGAUGUGACAACCCCAGAACCACUGCCUACAAACCACCCUCUCCUGACCCUGAAAAACUGCGGUUAUUUGUGACUUCCAAAAUAUGGAUGUCUCCUACCCGGUCAGUGCUAGACUGGGGAUCUGAAAAACUCCGGUCGCUGCUCUCGGGGCUGAGGUCUAUCUUCUCGGCACUGACCACCACUCCCUCCACCUCCACCGAUUCGCUGCCUUCCGCUUGGGAGGUCACGUCGCUCACUUCAUCCUGAGGCUCAGGAGAGCUCAGGGGCUCAGAUUUAACCACCACUCUCAUGUGCUCCUUCUCACCAAGGCCAGCCUCAGGGUUUUCGCACUGAAAACCACUUUUCUCAGGUGUGGCUUCCUGCUCAAAACUAGCCUCGACCUGAGUGGCGCGGGAGGCCAUGGAGAGCUGGGUCACGUUGCCGGUGCUGUUGUCGGACUGGCUGGGCACCUGGGCAUCUUCUUGAGCACCAAAGGGCCGGUCAAAUAUGAUGGCGCUGUCGUCCUGGGUGUCGGUCAUCCCGUCAGCUUUAGGGUUAUCCACGAUCUUCAGAGAAUCUGGUGAAAAGAACUCCUCCCGAGAAUGAACCCCCGGCCCAUUCUCUGGCGUAACGUCGGAGAUGGCAGACUCAUCCAGGGUGGGUCGGAGCCGCUGUCUGGCCCGCUCCUCUGCAGACUGCUUGCGCUUAUGCAGGCGUCUCAUGGGGAACGGUGUCCGCUGGUCCAGGUUACUGCGCAUCGAGGAGCUCAUGGGGGCCGGCUGCUCCUCACCACUCUGGCUGGAAUUGAGGGCUGAGCUCACGAUGCUCAGUCCCAGCUGCUGCAGCAUAAAGGAGCGCUGCAUGCGGGCACUCUGCUCCUGAACGCGCUCGGUGGGGGGAGACAUGGGCAGCGUCCUUGUCGUUAGGUAAUGUUUACAUGCCUUAACAACAGAGUUCAAGUGCAGGUGAGAGGCUGCCAAUAAGACAUCCAUAACAUUGCUCUCCCCCAGCAUGAGGGUGGAGGUAUACAUCAUGUCAAUCAGUGCGGCAAAGGCCUCCGCUGUCACUACCUCGCUAUCCAACUGGAUCAUGUUCAUGGUCUGAUCUCCCUCUGCCACAGAGAACAGGGCUCGGAAAUGUGUACUGCAUGCUGCUAGUACCGAGCGGUGGGCUUUGAAAUGUCUGUUCCCCACUACAAUGACACAAUCACAGAGCUGGCCGUGAAGUCUCUGGUAGUUCAGCUGCUGGAAGAUCUGUUCAAAGUGGCCAGGAAAAUCCAUGAUCCUAUAAAAAAAAAAAGAAAGUGUUAAGACGCAGAAGAGCUUAAGUCAAAGGGCACAGAGGGUGUGACGACAAGAGAGGCAUGGGGACUUCCCUGGCGGUCCAGUGGUUAAGACUUCGCCUUCCAAUGCAGCGGGUGCGGGUUCGAUCCCUGCUCGGGGAGCUAAGAUCCCACAUGCCUCGCAUCCAAAAAACCAAAACAAAAAACAGAAGCAAUGUAACUAAUUCAAUAAACACAAAAAAUGGUCCACAUCAAAAAAAAAAAAAUCUUAAAAAAAAGAGGGAGGCAUGAAUGACCAAGCUUGGACCUUUCAAAGCUCGUGAUGUUUCUGAUGGUGGGCACGCAGACUAAACACCUGUCCAAUAAGGAGCAAAUGCUGAUUCGGCUAACAGCCCUGGAAGCCUGCACACACACACAGAUCAGCUACGGGCUGUUUACAGCCUCCCCUUCACCCUUACAUGACCCACUUUUAACACUUAGGGUCCAUGUUAGAAAAGACCAGUGUGUGGGUGAUGCAACAUCUAUCUAUACCUGAGAAGUCAGAGUUCUGCACUCCCUGAGGACAAUAAAUAAACUCCAAGAAAUUAUAAACAGUCUUUUAGCAACCUUAAAUAAAUAAAAAGGGCAUAUCAAUAUUAGUGGGGAAGAUUUCCAGUUAUAGAUGGUAGUAGAUUGCACUCAUGCAUUUACCCUCUCCACCCUUAAAGUUUUUUGGUUUUGUUAUUGUUUUAAAGGUAAAAACCCACAAGGGAAAAAAGAGUGGGAAAGAAAUAUCAAUAGCAUUUUGGAAGCUGGUGAGCAGGUAAACGAAUACAUGCUGACUGACUUAGCAUGCCCAGAAAGCUGAAUCCUAAACUGGCAGUGGCUAAAACAACCUGACAUAUAUAAACCCCCACCCACCCAGAGGCUCAGAACUGGCUGCCAAGGUGCCAGGGGAAGUGGAGUGAAGAUGAUGUCAAGACAAGGGGACUGGCUGGAAGUCUAUUCGAUAAAAAAAUAAUCUAAUGGACGUUCCAUACCUGUGGCACAGAAAAGGUAAAGCUAUAGAGACAGAGAGUAGAUUAGUGGUUUUCUGGGACCGGGGUUGGGCUCGGGGCAGGACUGCAAGUGGGAAGAGGGACUUCUGGGGGCAUGAUGGAAAUGUUCUAAAAUUGGGGUAUGAUGAUUACACAUCAAAUUCUCUAAAAAUAUUUGAACUGUACACUUAAAACAAGGAAUUUUAUGGUAUGUACAUAGACCUCAAUAAAGCUCAAUAAAUUAAACUUCAAAAAAAAAAAGAAGAAAAACAAGAGAUGAACAA